UCUUUAUACAACUGUAUAUCAACCCAGAAAAAAAAAAGAGCAUAAACUGUAUAGAUAGAUGCUUUAUCUAUAUUUUCUGAAAUUCAUUCUUUGUUUACUUAUACCAGCAAUUUUUGCAACAAAAUCAAUACAUUCUAAACAAUGCUUACGGUAUCCAGCUUAUGAUUUAGUGUUCUCAGAAACUUGUCCAGCUUACAACCAAGACAAAGUUGACUUUUCUGCUGCACUUUUUCCCGAUCCUUCUGUUAUUUCAGACCUUGGCAAGCCUAGUUAUGAAGAACAGAUCGAGGAACCGAUGAGUACAACAGAGGGAUCGCAGCAAGUUGCUGUACCUUCUACUUCACUACUCGACAAAACAACCAUAGAGCAAGACAGUCAAAUCAACAACAUUACAGAUCAUCCUCAAGAUAAGAGAAAACCACUUGUCUCUUUUGAAGAAUGGCAAAAGAAAGUACUUCAGUUAGAAAACGAUAAGGAUCGUCGAGUCAAGCGCAAGUCCGGGUCGAUUAAAAGUGGCGGGAAUAAACGACAGCAAGUUGUGGAUAGCAUUGAUGGUGGAUUUUCUGAUGAUUUUGGUUCUAUGCUUGAAGAUUUGAUCGGCGGUGUAGUGUCUAAAGAGAAAAAGCCCAAUGUUUAUGCAGAAGGCGAGUAUAUUUCACCCAGCGAAUCUGGCUCCAAUGGCAAAGACAAGAAGAAACAACCAUUUGCAGAUGCUCGGAUCAAAUCACUUAAAGAGCGAUUCAAUUACGCUUCAACAGACUGUGCAGCCACUGUUCGAAAAGCGAACAAACAAGCAAAAGGGGCUCAUUCAAUCUUGUAUGAAUCCAAAGAUCAAUAUAUGCUCAACAAGUGUUCUGCUGAUAAAUUUGUUAUUAUCAACCUGUGCGAACAGAUUGUGGUCGAUACUAUAGUCAUGGCGAACUUUGAGUUCUUUUCGAGUACAUUCAAGGAUUUUCGAGUGUAUGCCUCGUCUAAAUAUCCUACAAACGAAUGGCGUCUAUUGGGUCAGUGGCAAGCUAGAAACACAAGAGACCUUCAAGUGUUUAAAGUGCCUGAUAGUGGGUUUGUGGAAUAUGUCAAAAUUGAGUUCUUGACACACUAUGGCCAUGAAUAUUACUGUCCUCUUAGUUUGGUUAGAGUACAUGGUAUGUCUAUGAUGGAAUAUUAUACCACUGUCGAAAGUCAAGAUGAAGGACCUGUGUUACUUGAAGAAGAGCAUUUAUGGCCAGCAGAAGUGCGUGAACAGAUCAUACAGCCUCAAUUCGAUAUCACAAACACUUCAGAAUCUUUUCCAGUCAAGAACGAAGUAGAUGAGGAUGAAGUCAAAAUCAUCAUACCACCUAUUAGUUUAGGAGAAGCAGAACUGCCUGCUUUAGAUGUGGACAAAGUAGAACAUGCAACAGAGACACCUGUGGAUACAACGGCAAUAGAGGAUAUAAGCAUACCUAUGGAUACAGAUAUUCCUUUGAAAUCGACUAUUUUAUCAUCGUUUUCAACAUCUCAUUUUAAUAUACAGGCCGAGCCUACCCAUUCACAUGUAUCUUUGCAAACAGAUAAACUAGAUAAAAACCAGAGCGAGCCUGACACUAUAUCUACUGUGUCUUCCUCUUUAGCAAACCAUACAGUGGAUUCAUCCCCUACAUUGCUCUUAAUUCACGGCACAAACAACACAAGUACUUUUGGAAACAGUAAUGCAACCACUAUUACUACCAGCAUGACUUCUUCUGGUUCUGCCACAACACCCAAAGUGGUUAUACCUAACACACAUACAAAAGAGAGCGGAAGUACACAAGAAUCUAUCUAUAAAACAAUCAUGAAGCGACUCAAUGUACUUGAAGUCAACAUGACAUUAUCACAGCGAUUCUUGGAUGAUCAAAACAAGAUAUUGAAUGAUGUAUUUCUAGACAUGGAGAAAAGACAUCAAGAACAACUCAUUUUACUCAUUGGCCAUUUAAAUGAAACUGCAAGCUAUAAAAUUGAUAGUAUGAAACGUCGCUAUGAACAAUGGUAUGAAGACUUAAAAGAGCAGACAGAGAGUGACAUGCAGGAAAUGACAACAAAAAUCAGCAUGUUGGCAGAUCAAUUGUCAUUUGAAAGAAGGAUCUCUGUAUCUCAACUUAUUAUUAUGAUCAUCUUGUUUGUGUUUAUGGCACUAUCAAGAGGCACGUUUAGUACUCUAUCUCCUGUUGUAGCUGCCCAACAAGAGCAAAGAAAACGAAGGCAAUCAAUUGAUCCAUCUUUGGGUUUACCGCCAAAAGAUGCAUUUGAUGCCUUGUUGAGAGAACUUGAACCUAUCAAGAAACCUACUAGUUCACAAAAUGAGCCCCCUUCUAUACAAAAACAAGACAUAUUGUUGCCUAAAAAACCCAAAAACCUACGAAGACAUAGUGAUAGUCCUUACCAUACCAUGAAGGAAAGCGAUUUGAAUAUCUUUUCUUCAAAUACAGUCCCAGUAUUGAACAAACAACAAUUUACCAUGGAUGAUUCAGAAGAACUUCAAUGUAAACUAAGUCAGAUCUUUAUACAGCAACAAGAACAAACUGUACCACACGCAAAUACAAUAUCACAGCCACCAAGCAUUGAAGGUUCUUGCUUGAUAAAAAAUCGUAAACGAUCUAGCACAAGUCCACCCUCAUAAUAAAAUUUUCUUUUUUUUUCUAAAAUACAUU
Gilbertella persicaria is the source of this 2669-nucleotide messenger RNA. RefSeq names its product UNC-like C-terminal-domain-containing protein. The transcript is spliced from 3 exons. Gene Ontology annotation, biological process: protein folding in endoplasmic reticulum. The record is from RefSeq and is a predicted model, not a curated record. The coding region runs from base 59 to 2638 and encodes 859 amino acids. NCBI's taxonomy places the organism in Eukaryota, Fungi, Mucoromycota, Mucoromycetes, Mucorales, Choanephoraceae. Gene Ontology annotation, cellular component: membrane; cytoplasm.